This is a messenger RNA of Nematostella vectensis (starlet sea anemone), 2953 nucleotides long. RefSeq names its product tetratricopeptide repeat protein 28. Gene Ontology annotation, molecular function: protein binding. The transcript has 7 exons. Lineage: Eukaryota; Metazoa; Cnidaria; Anthozoa; Actiniaria; Edwardsiidae. The record is from RefSeq and is a predicted model, not a curated record. The coding region runs from base 804 to 2558 and encodes 584 amino acids.
ACAAGGCAAUUAUUCCUGCAACUUGCAACGAUGACGAAUAAACAAAAUUGCAAGUUGCAGAAACAUAAUACGAGAGGCAGUUUUUUCGCAACUUGCAACGCAAACUAAACAGAAAUGUGUUGCACAGGAAAAAUUUUCCUCUUGUAUUUCCAUCCUUUCUAUGUCUUUCAGGCGGUAAGAUGAUGGCCAAACUAACUAACUUCUAUGGAGGUUUAUUUGUCGAACGGCCUUUAAAUCAAACGCGAAAAUUCUUGUGAAUGUAUUAAUCGUUGUUAUUGUUUUGUGCCUAGCGACCGCCGUCUUGCAAACCAACAGAAAGUAUGAUGAAAGACAUACCUCCUACGCUAUGCGCUAGCUGUAGCAACUGUCUUGUUUAACUUGCAUUAUUAUUUAAUACUUUCUAUUCAAUUCAUUAGACAUUUAUCUUUCUAUCCUAUUCAUAAGAAAUUUAUCUUAUCUCAAAAUGAAAUUGUGCUGCUCUCCGAUCCGUAGAAAUUUUAUUUUAUCUUUUUCAACUUCACUUUAUCUUUUUAAAAUCUAAGAUAUGCAAUAGCAAGUAAACAAGAAUAAUCAAAAUGAAUUUCUAAUUGCCGAUAAGCUAUUCAAUUUUAUUGAAUUUAAUCCUACUAACACAAAGUGUGUUUAUAAUUGCUUCAAUCGUGUUGUUAUGAAUUUUUUUACCCGUAGACACCUGUGUGUAUAAACCACAAACUUACAAACAACACUUCUAGACAAUCCUAGACAUUAGAGAACUACGCCUCCAGUCCACCUUGCUUUAACAAGCUUGGACUCCUCACGUCUUGAUGGCUUCCGACGAUGAGAACGACCCAAAGCAGUUUCGAUUUGUAGUGCAAACGGAAGAGGAAGUUAAAACACAGAUUGGAGAAUUGAAGGAUCUGCUCUAUGAUGCCUGCGAUGCAGAGGAUAAGAUUCAAGAGGCCGGUCUUUUAAGCUACCUUGGCAUCGCGUACUUCAAAAUCUCAGAUUUCCAGCGAUCGCUUGUCUACCAAGAGAAAUACCUCGCGCUAUGCACGGAACUUGAAGACAGCAAAGGUAUUGGCCGAGCGUACUGUAACCUCGGCUGUGUGAAUAAGGCCAUGGGCGAUUUUACCCUCGCCAAGGAGAAUUUCGAGAAAGCUAUCAAGAUAAGCCAAGAAAACGGGAACAAGCGUGCUAUAGCUAGGGUGUAUAACAAUCUCGCGAAUAUCUAUGAAAUGGAUGAGGACUUUCAGGCUGCGCUUGAGUGUCAUCAAAAGCGUCUUGCGAUCUCGCAUGAAUUGAAAGACACUAAUGCGAUCGGUAAAGCGUGCGCGAGUUUGGGAAAUAUCUAUCAUGUAAUGGGGGAUUUGCCGGCAAGCAUCCGGUUCUACCAAGAAAUGCUCAAAAUUCUACGAGAAAAGCUCCGAAUUCAAGAUACACUAGCUGAGGAAUCGGAGGAGUCUGGGGACGAUGAUAUGGUUGACCUCGACUUGGUGACUCUAGAAGUCAUGGAGGAAGUGAAACGAAACAUGAAAAAAGAGGAGGAACAAAGACGUCUAGCUGAAGAGGGCGGGGCCCGGCCGAAAAGACUAAAUUUGAGAGGCGUAGUCAAAGGGUUUAAGAAUAUCAAGCGUGGGAAAGAUAAAAAGACAGAGGGUGGAGACCAAGAUAAAAAGAAAGACAAAGAUAAAAAGAAUAAAAGCGACAAAGAGAAGAAGAAGAAGACAUACACAAUCCAUACGAAUCCGGGGAUGCAGAAAUGUGUGUUUCCAUACAAAGAGAACGAUCCUAACCAGUUUCGCCUUGUUGAAGAGCCAGCGGACGAGCUUCUCGAUAAAAUAAAACGACUCAGGAAAAUCCAGAGAGAGCUUGAAAACUCUAAGGACGAGGAAGAGCUCGCAGAUAAAGCAAAUCUCCAGGGAACUCUAGGAAUUCUCCAUUUCAAGUUGGGUCACUACGAGACAUCACAAUAUCACUACCAGCAGCAACUGGACUUCGCCAAGGAAUUGUGCGAUCGUAAGACGCAAAGCUGUGCUUAUAAUAACCUAGGGUGCUUACAUAAGAUCACUGGGAGAUUAGAUGAAGCGUUUGACUGCUUCCAGAGAGCUUUACAGCUCGCUAAAGACAGGGGCGAUAGGAGGUCUAUCGCGAAAACCUUGAAUAAUCUUGGUAAUGUGUUUGAGCUGAAGUGUGAUGUGAGAGAAGCGAUAGAUUGCCAUGAAGAGCGACUAGACUUGGCUCGCGAGAUGGGAGAUUUGGAUGGUGUUUCCAAGGCGUGCGGUUCGUUAGGGGGAUUGUACAACGCUAAUGGGGAUUUGUUCAACAGCAUUGCUCGCUACCAGGAACUGGUGGAUACACUGAGAACAAAGCUAAAGAUUCAAGUGAUGCUGGCAGACGAUGAGGAGAGUAGUGACGAUGAGGUCGACUUGGACGAGAUUGCGUAUGAGAUUCAGAGGGAGAGACUAGAAGCUUUGGAACACUACAAAGAGAAGACAACUAAGAAAACAACCCUCUCCGAAAGGUUCAAGCAGUGCGGAGAUAAUGUGACAUACUUUUUCAAGAGCAUCGUGAAAAGAUAAGGCCUUUUCAGUCUUCAGUCAGUCUUUCAGCGGGCUUUUGGGAGCUUGGAUUUAUUAGCUUUAAGCCGAUUAUCGGAUUGCAGAACCAACGCAAUAUUGUCCGGCCUGGUUAACGCUGCAAUGUGGACGGAGUGUUUAGCGGAUGUCAUUUUAGCGUUAUUUUUAUACAUUUACUCACUAGUCAAUCUCGCGCUUUAUUUUUAGAAUAGCGCAACACCUUUCAACGCCAUUCUAGUGUAAGAGCGAUUCUACUUGUUCUUUUUAAUUCACGUUUUAUUUUUUUUUUUCAAAUUCACUGACUCCACAAGCAAUACAAAAUAUUUUUUUCUUAAACGUGCCAAACAAUUUAUUUACAAUCAAUACCAAUAAUAAUCGUUUCCGAUUUUCCAACCAAA